AUUGAUGAAAUCAUUACCUAGCUAUAUGUAUGGAAUAAUUGGGUUUGGAGCUUCUUCAACUCCACGUUGAAAAGAGACAACGACAGGAAAUUUAAAAACAAAACGAAAAGUUUUGGCGGCAAAUGAAAAAAACCGUCCAUAACGCUGCCACAAAGUAAGAAAGAACCACAAAUGCAGUCCAAGAUCACCGCUUUCUUCAGAUCCACCCCAGCUUCCUCUUCUUCCAACAAUGAAAAUGAUUUGUCAGUCUGGGAGAAUCAGCGACACCACAUCAUCAACACCUACACCCGAAGGCGCCCAAACCCUAGCGCCGGUACUUCGGAUCCCAAACCCGUAACACUCGUCAAAAACAAGAAGAGAAGCUACGCUCAGUUUCACCUUGAUUUUGGCCAAUCCGAUUUCCUCUUACGCGCAUGUCCUACGUGCGGUGUGAAGUUCACUCCCGGCGAUCCACAAGACGAGAAAUCCCACAACGAAUUUCACAAAUCAUACACGCAGGGAGUCCCGUUCAGAGGUUGGACCAAAGAAAAUGUUAUUUCUCUACCCAGUUUGGAUUCGGGUCGGGUCAUUUUGUUAUCGGAGACCGACCCGUUUUAUCACAGGAAGAAAAUUGAAGAGGUGGUGAGGAUGAUGGAAAUUGAGAUUGGAAGUGGGUGGAUACUUCAUGAGCGCUGUAAGGUGUAUCUGUUUGUUUCUCUUAAUAGGGUUGCUGGGUGUCUCGUUGCUGAACCAAUUGAAAAGGCAUUCAAAGUUGUGUCUAGCUCUGGUGCUGGACCCGUUCAUAGCGCGAAGAAAAGGGGAGUGACGGCGCGUUCUACAACUCUUCAGUUUGGGAAUGCUAUUUUUCAAAGGGAGCUCCAAAGAAAAGUUGUUAAUGUGAGUGAUAUCGAAAAGAUGGAAGGGGCAAUCUUCUGUGACAGCGAACCGACUGCUGCUGCUUGUGGCGUUAGGGCCAUUUGGAUUACUCCCUCCAACAGAAGAAAAGGCAUUGCGACCCAGUUGCUAGAGGCAGUGAGGAAGAGUUUCUGCCCCGGUCUUGAGCUUGGACGUUCUCAGUUAGCAUUCUCCCAGCCUACCUCUGCUGGAAAGGCAUUAGCAACUAGUUAUACUGGCACUGGGUCAUUCUUGGCCUAUUAAAGCCAACAAAACAGUUUAUUAGUGAUUCACUAUCUUGACUGUUAAUAGGUACAAAAGUAAGCUAUUAUUCUUGUAAAGUGUAACCUUUUUUAGCUCAUAUAAGCUAUGAAUCUGUGAUUUCAUUGUUUUUCUGUUGGUGCAAGGCUUUGUCAUUUUGAGUUGAUUUUACCAUUUAGUUGUUGAGAGCCCUUGGCUGCAGGAAGUCUCUAAUAUUGGAACUCAUUGGUGGCUGGAGUUUAUUAGGGCCAGCAAAAUGCUUUUAGGCAGCCCCAACAGGCCUGGAAGAACGACAAUCAAGGAUAACAGCAGCAGUAUAGUUCUGGGGGGAGAGAUAUACCUAAUAUGAGAUAUGUGCCACCACCACAUCUGCAAACACAGUUGUUUGUCCAGCAGCCCCAUAAUCAAAUGCAACAGAUCAAUCAACAGGCUCAACAGUUCAAGCAGAAUGUAGGAUCCAAUCCUGGACAGUUCCAGCAGUUUGGACAAUCAGGUUUUGCACCACAACAGCAAGCCAAAGUUCAACAGUAGAAGCUACAUUUGAAGAUUUAAAAACUCAAAUUGGACAACUUGCUACUGCUGUGAAUGAACUUGUUCAACAGAAGUGAAGUGCAAUUCCUUCUCAAACAGUGGUCAACCCAAAAGCAAGUCUAGAGUAGUGAUAGAUCUGUGUGGAUGUUUCAGUUUCAUUCUUCUUUGUAAUUCUCAUUUAGUUGGAACAUUUUCAUUUGAUUUUUUGCUUUUUCCAAGAACCAUUUUUAAUUCUCUAUUAACAAGUUGUGAAUAAUUCUCCCCCGCACCGUAUAAAUGUAAAUUCAAAGUUUGCAGGCGC
This is a messenger RNA of Vigna angularis (adzuki bean), 1966 nucleotides long. Its product is annotated as protein CHROMOSOME TRANSMISSION FIDELITY 7. The transcript has 3 exons. NCBI's taxonomy places the organism in Eukaryota, Viridiplantae, Streptophyta, Magnoliopsida, Fabales, Fabaceae. Bases 172 to 1137 code for a protein of 321 amino acids. Gene Ontology annotation, biological process: mitotic sister chromatid cohesion. Gene Ontology annotation, molecular function: protein-lysine-acetyltransferase activity. Gene Ontology annotation, cellular component: chromatin; nucleus. The record is from RefSeq and is a predicted model, not a curated record.